Messenger RNA from Solanum stenotomum, 468 nucleotides. RefSeq lists its product as uncharacterized. The transcript has a single exon. The coding region runs from base 1 to 468 and encodes 155 amino acids. The record is from RefSeq and is a predicted model, not a curated record. Lineage: Eukaryota; Viridiplantae; Streptophyta; Magnoliopsida; Solanales; Solanaceae.
AUGUCUCCAUAUCAGUUGGUUUAUGGUAAGGCUUGUCCUUUGCCCGUCGAGUUAGAACACAAAGCAUUGUGGGCAUUGAAAGCUUUAAAUUUGGACUGGUCAAAAACUUUAAGAGAGAGGGUAGAGCAGUUGAACGAACUGGACGAAUUUAGACUCAGAUCGUAUGAAAGUUCAAUCAUCUACAAAAAUAAGAUGAAGAAAUGGCAUGAUACUCGGAUACUCAAGCGGGACUUUAAGGUAGGAGAUUGGGUUUUGUUAUACAACUCUCGACUUAGACUCUUCCUUGGAAAGCUCAAAUCCAAAUGGUCUGGACCUUUUAGAGUAACGCGAGUGUUCACCAAUGGUGUCAUAAAAGUUGAAGAUCAGGAAGGACCUCCAUUUAAAGUGAACGGUCAACGUCUGAAAUUAUAUUUUGGGGAUUGUCAAGAGAUUUCUUUGGUUGAAGUGGUGUAUUUGGAAGACCCCUGA